AUGAAGAAGGGGACACAGAAGCUGGACCUACAGAGGCUGCUGGACAGGCCUCCAGGGACUUGGCCAGGGGCGGGCGGGCCCGUGGGCCGAGGGAGGGACCGGCGGGGCUGCGCUCAGGACAGCGAUGGCCACGUGGACGAGAACCCAGACGACGCCCGUCUCCGCUCGUCUCGCGGCAGCACCGAUGCCCCCGGCUCCAGGGGCCACUUCUCCGCGAUGGGAAAACCAAAAUUGCGGGGCGGACAAGCCAGCUCCCCGCAACCAAGCCGCGACCGAAGCGGGCCAGGCGGGCAGGCGGCUCCUAACUGCGCCUCCGCGGGCGGGACGGGCUUCGUGCUCGCGCGGGAGGAGCUGCGGCCCCGCGGCGGCCCCAGCGGAGCGCAGCCCGCCGAGCGCGGCGUCGUGCACCUCACCAGGCUGGGCGCACCCUGGGAGCUGCUGGUGCUCCGCGCCAGGGACCUGAGCCUGCGGGCGCCGCGGCAGGCGGGAGGGGUGGGCGGCGGGCGGGGUCGGCCGGGGAGGCGGAUUCUUCCAGGGGCCGGUGACCCCGCCCUUGUCCCCCAACCGGACCUGAACGGGUCGGCAGCGCUGCUGCGGCGCCUGCGCCUGCGCCACCCUCUGCAGCAGCACGUGCCCGACAAGCCGCGGGACUUCUGCACGCGCCCCUGCCGCGCGCCAAGCUGCACAGGUGGGGCGGGGCGGGGCCUCCCAGUGGGCGGGGCCUCCAGAUUCCUGGGCAGUGACUCCCACGACUCCUACUUUUCCAACACGCAAAGGCACCGAGUGGUGGCAGAGAUCCUGGCCCGCACAGUCUCUGGGAAGCAGAAACGGGCAGAGAUGGGCAUUGCCUGACUGCUGGGGGGCGUCUACACAGCAUUCCCACUGCAUGAGGGCUUCUCUGAACUGCCCGGGUACCAGGUGCCUGGUGCAGACCUCAACCCUCGUCAGUUGCUGUACUUAUACUGGGCCCGCUGGGGAUGCUGGCACAAGUACCAGCCCCUGGACCAUGUCCGAGAGUACUUUGGGGAGAAGGUGGCCAUCUACUUUGCCUGGCUAGGCUUCUACACAGCCUGGUUGCUGCCUGUUGCCCUUGUGGGCACCCUGGUCUUCAUCUCUGGCCUUGCCACCAUGGGCACCAACACACCAGCGGAGGAGAUCUGUGCCAGUGGGGGUGCCUUCCUCAUGGGCCCACUCUGCGAUACCUGUGCCACGUGGAAUAUUUCUGAGAUCUGCUCCAUGGCCAAGCUGGGCUACCUCUUUGACCAUCCGGGGACUGUGUGACUCAGCACCUUCAUGUCCUUCUGGGCCAUGGCCUUCCUGGAGCACUGGAAGCGCAAGAGCAUCACCCUGGCUCACCACUGGGACUGCAGUGACUUCCAGGAAGAGGAGGAGUGCCCAUGCCCAGAGUUUGCUGCCCUGGCCCCACACAUGGCCCAGAACCCAGUGACAGGCCUGAAUGAGCCCUACUUCCCGAUAUGCACCCACCUUCCACGCCUGCUCACCGGCUCGGCGGCCAUCCUCAUCAUGCUCUGCGUGGUGAUGAUUUUCCUGGUAUCUGUCAUCAUCGACCGUGGCAUCGUCAGCAUUGCUAUGUUCCACACGGGCAACCCUGUCCUCAUGACACAAGCUGGCAACAUUGCCAACAUCAGCAGCACUGUGCUCAACCUGGUGCUAAGCCUCCUCUUGGGCCAGGUCUAUACCUCGCUGGCUGAGCAGUUCACCAGGUGGGAAAUGCACAGAACCGAGACCCUCCAUGAAGACGCCUUCACUUUCAAAGUCUUCAUCUUCCAAUUCGUCACUUUCUACUCUUCUCCCUUUUAUGUGGUCUUCAAAGGCAGGUUUGUGGGGUACCCUGGUCAGUACGGCACACUGCUUGGCAUGCGCAACGAAGACUGCGGCCCUGGCGGCUGCCUCCUGGAGCUUGCUCAGAGGCUCUUCACCAUCAUGGUGGGCGAGCAGCUGGUCAGCAACGUGCAAGAGUUCGUCUUGCCAUGACUGAAGGGCUGGUGGCAGAAGAGGCAGCUGGCUGGGUUGCUGGGCACCGAGAUCGCGCAGGAGCUUUGGCGUUGGGAGGACUAUGAGCUCAUCCAGCGUGAGGGCCUGUUUGAUGAAUACCUGGAGAUGGUGCUGCAGUUUGGCUUCAUCACCACCUUAGUGGCCGCCUUCCCACUGGCUCCCUUGUUUGCUCUGCUCAACAACUGGGGGGUGGAGAUCCGUCUGGACGCCCACAAGUUGGUGUGCGGGUACCGGCGGCCGGUGGCUGAGCCGGCACAGGGCAUCGGGAUCUGGCUGCACCUGCUUGAGGCCAUGGCCCACCUUUCGGUCAUCGUGAAUCUGCCCGCGGGCGUGGCCGUGGCCCGGAAGAGCGCGAGCCGGGCCCUGGCCCGGGCUUUCCUGCUCGCCCCCACCUCGGGCUUCCUGCCGCGGCUCCUGUACCAGGCCUUUCCCGACGCGCGGGGAAACCUCACCCUCUGCUACUGGCAACGGCAGGCUGUGCGUCUGGGCUCCAUCAUCGCUUUCGAGCACGUGGUGUUCUUCUUCCUGCGCCCCAUCGCCUGGCUCGUGCCCCCCGACGUGCCAGCCGCCCUGGCCACCGAGAUAAAACGCGAGCGCUGCUGGGCCAAGCGGGCGCUGGCGGGCAACCGCGGGGCGCUGCUCUCGGGCGGAGCCCGGCCCCACCCCUGA
Messenger RNA from Talpa occidentalis (Iberian mole), 2685 nucleotides. It is a transcript of the gene ANO7, whose product is annotated as anoctamin 7. The record is from RefSeq and is a predicted model, not a curated record. Gene Ontology annotation, biological process: chloride transmembrane transport. Gene Ontology annotation, molecular function: protein dimerization activity; chloride channel activity. NCBI's taxonomy places the organism in Eukaryota, Metazoa, Chordata, Mammalia, Eulipotyphla, Talpidae. Gene Ontology annotation, cellular component: plasma membrane.